Messenger RNA from Mizuhopecten yessoensis (Yesso scallop), 1060 nucleotides. Its product is annotated as sodium/nucleoside cotransporter 2-like. The transcript is spliced from 4 exons. NCBI's taxonomy places the organism in Eukaryota, Metazoa, Mollusca, Bivalvia, Pectinida, Pectinidae. Gene Ontology annotation, biological process: nucleoside transmembrane transport. Gene Ontology annotation, cellular component: membrane. Gene Ontology annotation, molecular function: nucleoside:sodium symporter activity. The record is from RefSeq and is a predicted model, not a curated record. Bases 49 to 465 code for a protein of 138 amino acids.
AUCGGACAGAGCGAGGCACCUUUACUUAUUCAACCAUUCCUGAAGGAUAUGACAAAUUCGGAGCUUCACGCUGUUCUGACAGGAGGGUUCGCCACUAUAGCCGGAAGUGUCAUGGCGGCGUACAUAGCGAUAGAUGUGCCCGCUAACCAUCUCUUGUCCGCCUCUGUCAUGUCCGCACCCGCCGCCCUGGCUAUGUCCAAGCUGAUAUGUCCGGAGACUGAGGGAAGCAAGUCUGACCCCGAGAAGGUUUAUAACAUGGAGGCGAGCCCAGAAAGGAAUGUUAUCGAAGCUGCUUCAAAUGGCGCCUCCCAGUCCAUCAAGCUGAUAGCAAACAUUGCUGCGAACCUGAUUGCCUUUAUUGCUGUUUUGGAGUUUAUCAACGCUACGCUUGAUUGGUUCGGUUCACGUGUAGGACUGGAGGAACCUGACUAUGAAAGAUUGACAUUUCAAGUAAGUUCGUCAUAACAUCCUCGUGUCAUUACUAAAAUGAUUAUUCAAUGAUGAUGUAAGUAACUUAUGUUAAGCGGGCCACGUAGAGGGAACCAAAAUAGCAAGGAUACUAUUGCUUCUAGGUAGGUCUCUAACGGAUUGCUGAGCACCAAUGACAUAGCCUUUAUUGUUGACACAUUACAAGUAUCCCCGGAGAUACAAGAGAUACUGCUGCAGGUCACAUCUGAACCCUACUACACUGUGUAUCAACAUUUAUGUAAACAAUCCUGUACAAUGUUCAGAUAGUAAUUGAUACAAUUCGCACAUAUUUCGUUCUACCAAACCUGCAAUCUUUCUAUGUUGACAGCCUUGCCAAUUUUUCAAAUCAGUUUUAAGAUUCAUCUUUCAGAAUAAUAGUUGCGAUAAUUCGUUUUCUUAUAAUCUGUGGUUAGGACAAAAAGAUGGCGUUAACCCUGUAUGAUGCAGUGUAAUUCAUUUUUGGCAUACUGUAUCUGUUACAAACUUUUCGAAGGUGCACUUACCUGUGUGUGCGUUACGUUCAUCUGUAUGUGUGUGAUACGUUCAUCUAUCUGUGUGUGUUACGUUAAUAACUUUAUGUUACGUUCAUCUG